AUGGCCGCCUCGACCAAGACCGUCGCCGUCCUCCUCGCCGUGGUGCUGCUCGCGCUGGUCGCGUCGGCGGCGGCCAGCAGGAAGCUGGAGGAGGACGCGCUCCUGGGAAGCCUAGCCCUGGCCCCUGCGCCCGCGCCGGCCGUGGGCGGUGCCGCGGGUCUCGCUGGCUCCAAGCCGGGGGCGUGGGCCGUCGCCGUCCUGGUGUCUCUCAUCGCCUUCCUCGCUAACUGA
Molecule: messenger RNA, 231 nt
Organism: Miscanthus lutarioriparius
Lineage: Eukaryota; Viridiplantae; Streptophyta; Magnoliopsida; Poales; Poaceae
Source: the annotation of a GenBank genome assembly